CAGAAAUGGACAUGUUGUCGGGAAAAAUGUUAUCAUUUUUCACAUGAAUCAAAGAACUUCAUAGACAGCAGGGCAUUUUGCAACAGAAUGGACUCCAAACUUGUCAAAAUAGAGGAUGAACAACAACUGAACUUCAUUCAGAGUCAAAUCGCUUAUUACUCCUGGAUUGGAUUGUCUCGUCAGGGAACUGCUAGUUUCUGGACAUGGGAGGACAACUCAAAACCCCUUCUUGAAUUUGAUUGGGAAGAGUCAUCGAGGGGAAACUGUGGAAGUAUAACUGCUUCAACAAUGGCUGCUGCUGACUGCGCCAAACGCAUGCACAUUAUUUGUGAAAAGAGACUCUAAUGUCUUUCUGCCUAACACUGGAAACAAC
Ochotona princeps (American pika) is the source of this 373-nucleotide messenger RNA. Its product is annotated as C-type lectin domain family 9 member A-like. The transcript is spliced from 3 exons. Bases 88 to 345 code for a protein of 85 amino acids. The record is from RefSeq and is a predicted model, not a curated record. NCBI's taxonomy places the organism in Eukaryota, Metazoa, Chordata, Mammalia, Lagomorpha, Ochotonidae.